GAAAAAAAAACCGAAGACAUAUAUCCUCCUCUCUGUUGGCGUGGCGCUCCUACUCCCCAACCAUAAAUAACCUCACCCGCUCUCCCUCCGCCCUCUUCCCAUGCACCGCCCGCUGCCGUGCCCGCCCUGCCCUCCACCUUCUCCCGGCGCAAUAAACAAGUCGAGGCGAGGCGAGGCGGCAGCGGCGGCGGCGGCAUUGCCGAGAUUUCCGUGAUUCUUGCGCUUGUUAGUUGUGCUGUGUAUAGUUGGGCCGGCCGGGGGUGGUUCCGUUCAGUUCCUUAUCUGUUGGAGUAGUCGUCGGCGGCGAUGGGUAUCCUCGCGCUCAUCACCGGCAAGGCGGGCGCCAGCGGGUUCGGGUCGGCGUCCACGGCGGAGCAGGUCACCGACGGCGCUGACGCCAGCCGCCUCACCGUCGCUAUCACAGGAGGAGCUAGUGGCAUUGGUCUGGAGACAUCAAGAGUCUUCGCCCUGAGAGGAGCCCAUGUGGUCAUCGCUGCUAGAAACACAGAGGCUGCAUCAGAAGCAAGAAAGACCAUCAUGGAGAAGAACCCAACGGCACGUAUUGAUGUUCUGAAGCUAGACCUCAGCUCCCUCAAGUCUGUCAGGGCUUUUGUGGACCAGUUCAACUCGAUGAAACUCCCUCUAAACAUCCUGAUAAAUAAUGCAGGCGUCAUGUUCUGCCCUUUUCAACUGUCUAAAGACGGGGUCGAGAUGCAGUUCGCGACAAAUCAUCUAGGACACUUUCUGCUUACCAAUCUCCUCCUUGAUACCAUGAAGGCCACUGCCAAGUCUACGGGCAUUGAGGGCCGCAUUGUGAACCUGUCAUCAGUCGCCCACCACCAUACGUAUCCGAAGGGAAUUGACUUCGAUAACCUCAACGAUGAGAAAAUAUACAACGACAAAAUGGCUUAUGGACAGUCUAAGCUGGCGAACUUGCUGCAUGCGAAGGAGCUCUCUAGAAGGCUGAAGGAAGAAGGAGCAAACAUCACAGUUAACAGUGUCCAUCCUGGAUUGAUCAUGACCAAUUUGAUGAGGCACUCCUUUGUUCUCAUGAAGGUGCUUCAGGUUGCCACUUACAUACUGUGGAAGAAUGUACCCCAGGGAGCUGCGACUACUUGCUACGUAGGACUGAGCCCUCAACUCAAGGGAGUGACAGGAAAGUACUUUGCUGACUGCAACGUGGAGAAGACGAGCAAACUGGCGAGGAGCGAGGAGUUGGCGAAGCAGCUCUGGGACUUCAGCGAGGAGCUGAUCAAGUCUGCGAAGUGAGAGCCGAAAGAGCUGGAUCAGAGAAAAUGUUGUGGUCCUGCUUGGCAUCUAGUGGUACAAGUGAUGACUGAUUAGUAUAUAGCACGGAGGAGGAACCUGGGCGAUGGCUGGACCUCAUGGUGUUCAGGAAUAAAAUCUGCUUGCUUUCGUACAUUAAUUAGUCCGGUGUGGCAAACAUCAAUUUGUAGUGCUGUCAAUAUCUGUUCAAUAUACGUGCAGCUCAGUUCUGACUUGAAAAAUGCAGAGUCGUGUUUGCCUGAAACAUGUCGUUUCAACCAGUGUUUGAUUCUUUUUCGUUAUUUGGUUCAGCAUCCGAAUUGUGAGUA
This is a messenger RNA of Zea mays, 1595 nucleotides long. Its product is annotated as retinol dehydrogenase 11. NCBI's taxonomy places the organism in Eukaryota, Viridiplantae, Streptophyta, Magnoliopsida, Poales, Poaceae. Bases 307 to 1269 code for a protein of 320 amino acids. The transcript has 9 exons. The record is from RefSeq and is a predicted model, not a curated record.